AUGUCCGAUUCAGUGGACACUUCCGAUUUGAUCCACCCUGAUGUCCAGCGUUACACCCACAAAGCGCUACAAACGCCUGAUUCAUUUCGCGUUCUGGAGCUUCUACCAGGACCAUCCGGCUCAGCCUUGUCCUGUCGGAUACUUGAGAUAGACCGCACAAAUUCCGACAUCGAGUUCGAAGCUAUCUCGUACGUUUGGGGCAGCCCUAACCCCGUAUACUAUCUACACGAUGUGGAAAGCAAUGGUCUGUUGCGCAUCACAGAGAGCUUGUAUCUUGCGCUGAAGGCGAUGCGCUACCCGGACCGGAGCCGGAUCCUCUGGGCAGAUGCAGUCUGCAUUAACCAGUCAGACAACUUGGAGAAGAGCCACCAAGUCAAGAAUAUGGGCUCCGUCUACGCGACUGCGAGAAGAGUCAUGGUGUGGCUGAGUAACGAACAUUUCAUCGCCGAUUUCAAGUAUUGGAAAGGGCUUGAGAAAGCAUCAGAUAACGACAUGUCAACUGCCGACCUCAAGCUUACCAGUCGUCUCGACAUGGUUACUUUAGCUGUUCUCAGGAUAAUUGAGACACCGUGGUUCACUAGACUAUGGACCAUACAGGAGUUCGUUCUCGCUAAAGAUGUGCGUUUCUGCUCUGGCAACCAGCAUAUCAGUGACGAUGCAUUGCACAAUGCCAUCGACCAUGUCUCUCUCGAAGUCGAGCGGUCGGACACCACAUCGUCACCUUCGCUUAAACUUCAUAACAACGUCACCAGGCUCACAAGGGAUGUCUCUAUAUGA
Molecule: messenger RNA, 777 nt
Organism: Alternaria triticimaculans
Lineage: Eukaryota; Fungi; Ascomycota; Dothideomycetes; Pleosporales; Pleosporaceae
Exons: 2
Coding region: 1-777 (258 amino acids)
Source: RefSeq, a predicted model, not a curated record